Procambarus clarkii (red swamp crayfish) is the source of this 2779-nucleotide messenger RNA. RefSeq names its product Ubiquitin-like activating enzyme 5 (gene Uba5). The record is from RefSeq and is a predicted model, not a curated record. Gene Ontology annotation, molecular function: UFM1 activating enzyme activity. Gene Ontology annotation, cellular component: cytosol; cytoplasm. Gene Ontology annotation, biological process: protein ufmylation. NCBI's taxonomy places the organism in Eukaryota, Metazoa, Arthropoda, Malacostraca, Decapoda, Cambaridae.
AACGCUGAGGAAAUAUUGGGGAUGUGCUGGCAAGAGUGGUCGAGCAUCAUUAACACUACCUGUCAUCUGGGGUUCCUGUCACGCUGCAUCCUGAUCUGAGCUGCCGAGCACCAUGUCCGUCCAACAACUUCAGCUGAGAAUAAAGGAAUUAGAGGAGGAACUGAAGCAAGCAAGACAUGGAGUUGCGGCUCCGCGGGAAAAGAUCGCCCAGAUGUCUGGCGAGGUGGUGGACACUAAUCCAUACAGUCGGUUAAUGGCUUUAAAGCGUAUGGGCAUUGUAGAGGACUACGAGAAGAUUAGAAGUCACACCGUGGCUGUGGUGGGCGUGGGGGGUGUUGGCAGUGUGACAGCCGAAAUGCUCACUAGGUGUGGUAUUGGAAAGCUUUUGCUGUUUGACUACGAUAAAGUGGAAUUGGCGAACAUGAAUCGCCUCUUUUUCCAGCCACAUCAAGCUGGGUUGAGCAAAGUGGAAGCAGCAGCCAACACUCUUCACUUUAUCAAUCCUGAUGUUACUUUUGAAUCUCACAAUUAUAAUAUUACUACUGUUGACAAUUUUGAUCACUUCAUGGAUAGAAUAAAGACUGGUGGCAUAACAGGGGGUCCAGUAGAUCUUGUUUUAAGUUGUGUUGACAACUAUGAGGCUAGGAUGGCUGUUAACCGUGCCUGCAAUGAGCUAGGCCAGACCUGGUUUGAGUCUGGGGUUGCUGAGAAUGCUGUUUCUGGACACAUACAGUUCCUCAUUCCAGGAGAGACUGCAUGCUUUGAUUGUGCACCUCCUCUGGUUGUUGCCAGCCAAAUUGAUGAACGCACUCUGAAGCGAGAAGGGGUGUGUGCAGCUUCCUUGCCUACAACCAUGGGGAUUGUUGCAGGCUUGUUAGUGCAGAAUGUUCUUAAGUUCCUUCUUAAUUUUGGAGAAGUCUCUUAUUACCUGGGUUACAAUGCACUGGUGGACUUCUUCCCUGCUAUGACAGUCAAGCCAAACCCACAAUGUGAAGACACAUGGUGUCGGAAAAAGCAAGCAGAAUUUGCCGCAAAGAAAGCUUCUGAGCCUAAAUUAGAGAAGCAGGAAGUGAAAGAGGAAGAAGUGAUCCAUGAAGAUAAUGAGUGGGGUAUCUGUUUGGUUGAUGAUGCAACACCAGAUGAUGCUGUAAGUUCAGCAUCAACACAGAUGCCUUUUCUGGCACAAGGUAUCACUUUGGCAUAUGAGAGACCUGCCCCAGCUGCUAAUGAGGUUGAAAGCAAAGUAACAGAUACUGAUGACACAAGCCUUGAUGAUCUUAUGGCACAAAUGAAAGCUCUCUAAAUUAGUUAAUAAAUAGGCAGUGGUUAUGAUUUUAGGUUGUAAAUUAAACAAUUUUGAUAAGUGGCUUUCAGCAAGAAUUUUUUCUUCUGAAUAUUAUAUUUAAAUCAAAUUAUUUUUUUAUGAAACUUCAUUGAUAUAUUGAGUUAAUGCAAAAUGUGACAAUAUACAUGGUUCAGUAUUUAGGAAUACAAUUUCAGUACAGUAUUUAGAAAUUAAAACUUAAUAGAAAAAAUCUGUUGGCUUGUACUGCAAAAUCUGAAAAGAACUGCAGACUUGUAUAAUUUUUUCAGGAACUAAUAUAAAAGGAAAAAUUCUCUCAUGUGUUAAAUGAGAAAAAACAACUCCAGUGCAAUUGCUUCAAUAGGUAGAUUUUAUGCUGGACUCAACUCUCACGAAUCUGAAAUCUCUUGCCAACAACAUUAGCUAUUUUCCUGCUGUUGAUGAUCUUGGCUGCUACUAAUUAUUUUAUGGCCAUAAUUAUGUCUUAGUUAUAGAACAUACUUUUGCAUAUAACUGUACAAUACGUGUAGUUUUAUAUAUCACAUAAUUGGAAAAGGCAUAUUCUUAAAUAUUUUUUGGUCUUUGUUUAAUGGUAACUUGUUUCCAAAGCAAAACACCGCUUUGCAGGUUUUGGUUUUUCUUCAAUAAUUGUAAGAGUGUUCUCAACUGACAGAGAUCAUGUCAGCUGCAUCUUGAGAUUUGCAAAAGCACUUUCUGUUCAGUCACUCUGUACAUUACAUUGUACAUUACAAUGAAAUUUUGUUCCUGAAAAGUAAAUGAAUGAUGAUACUCCUGAUGAAUAUUGUUUCCUGUAUGAAUGGUCUUAAGUAUAUUAAAUUAUAGUUCAGAAAGCCAUAUAUGUAAAUAAUAGUUAUUUAUUUGUUUAUUAGCGUAUUACUGGAAAUGAUUUCACUUGAUUCUCAGAAAUAUUGGAAACGUGUAAUCUAGGCUUGUCUGUUUUGGGUAUUAUAACAUUCCAGCUGCUUAGUUCUUCGGUGAUUUUGCACUGUCCCUUUACUGAUGCAUGCUGUGAUGACUUGAUCCAUUCUCUAUAAUACAACUCACAUAUACAGUAUGUUUUUCUUUUUUCUUUAGGUGAUACUGUAGACUAUAGUAUUUUUUAUUGCAUAAAUUAUAGUACAGUACUGUAUUGCUAAGUUUACCAUUGUUGAUCACCCUCAUAUCUUUAUGACUGGUAACUAAGUUUAUUAAAAUAGUCUUAAGAUUUUUUUCAGUAAUUGGUUAAACUAUUAAUUAUAAUUUUAUUUAGCAUAUUUUUACCUUUUUAUAUUAGAAAGUAUUUGUAUUUAAGAUAUUGUAAUGUUUUAUAUUUGGACACUAAACAUAUAUUGUACAGUAAUGCUGUAGUGUCAUAUACAGUACUGUACUGUAUUUCAGAUUGUAAUUAAGACCAAUUCAUAGACAGUUGCUGCACUUUGCAGUACUGUAUUAAAUUAUAUUUAUACAAUAUUCCAA